CAUAAGGUAUUCAACAACCUGUAAGACCAUAUAUAUUACGUACUGAAUCCAGGCUUGCGCAUAUAGGUGUUAACCGUUUGCAAAAUGCCCAAGAGCAAGCGCAAUAAAGUUGUGUCUCUUACAAAGGUUAAGAAGAAGGACCGUGCCUGGAAGGAGGGACUGCUGGAGAACAUCCGGAAGUGCCUCGACGCGUACCCCGCCGUGUACCUCUUCAAGCACUACAACAUGCGGAAUGAGAGCUUUAAGCAGCUCCGUGACGACCUAAAGGACAGCAGCAGGUUCGUGCUGGGCUCCACGGCUCUCAUGACGGUGGCGCUGGGGCGCAGCGAGGCGGACGAGUACAAGGCGGGCCUGUCGCAGCUCUCGGAGCACAUCAAGGGGACGGUCGGGCUGUUCUUCACCAAGCUGAGCCACGAGGAGGUCAAGGAGACGUUUGAGAACUACGUGCACGAGGACUUUGCGCGCGUGGGGGCGCGCGCCGCACAUGACUUCAGCCUGAACGCCGGGCCGCUGAACGGACCCAUGGGUCCGCUGCCGCAUACGCUGGAGCCGCAGCUCCGGAAGUACGGCAUGCCCACCAAGCUGAACAAGGGGGUGGUUGAACUGCUGGCGGACUACACGGUAUGCCGAACGGGUCAGAAGCUGGACGCCAACCAAGCCGGCAUUCUGCGCAUCUUUGACAUUAAGAUGGCUGAGUGCAAACUCAAGCUGCUAGCCGUCUGGCGCAGCAACAGCAGCGGCGGAGAGGGGGCGGACGACGGCAGCGGUCAGGUGGAGGUGCUUUCGGAGGAUGAGGAGGAGUAUGGUGCGGUCGGCAACGGAGCGGGUGGCGGGGAGUUCGACGCCAUUGGGGAUGACCUCUGCAUGGGCAGCGGGGGAUUCAGCUCGGAGGAGGAGGAGGAGGAAGAAGAAGAGGAGGAGCAGAAGAAGAAGAAGGGCGGGAAGGGGAAAGGGAAAUGAGGUGAGGGAGGAAGGAGGUGGGGGAAAUUGGCUUUGCUAACCGAGAAGGCAGGGUUUAGGUGCUAGGUUUUGACGGCGGAGAGAGGUUGGGCUGGGAACAGUGACCUAGGUUGCGGAUAAGACGUGUAGGGGUUCUUGGGAGGUACGAAGCAUAAUGCAUUUUGUAUACGUAAUAGGAUCAGCACUGUUUAUGGGAUAGGGGGUAGCUGGUGCGUGCAUCUGACAGGAAACUAGUCCAGUGACGGCUUGAAGCGCUGCGUGGAGAAGGGAAGGGAAGCUAGGAUGAGCUAAUGGAUAGGCUUGGCUGAUGUGUGUAAGGCGCGGGGGCGCAUGGGUAGGGGGCAGGCCAGCGGGUCUUGGGGAACGGCAACUUCCUUGGAAAGCCGCUUUAGGCACGGUGGUGGGAGAUGCGUUAGGAGGGUCGUUGCGGCGGAGGGCCAGGCAUGGGCGGUGCGUUUGGGUCCCAAGACGUGUGCCAGGCAUGCUCUGGCGCCAUGCCCGGCCUUGAUCCAACCUGGGGUUGCCUUGCUAGGGGCCUUAUUUGCAGGCAGCAACAUCAAUAUACAGUGCGGUACUUUCGUGGUUCCGUUGAGCGGGCAGUGAUACAUGGCUGCGUGGGGUCAGUUUGCUGUGCUGAUGCCACUGCGGGCUUUUGUAACCGUGGAAGCUGA
This is a messenger RNA of Astrephomene gubernaculifera, 1631 nucleotides long. The record is from the annotation of a GenBank genome assembly. Lineage: Eukaryota; Viridiplantae; Chlorophyta; Chlorophyceae; Chlamydomonadales; Astrephomenaceae.